GUGAUUUUUGUUAAUCUACUCUCUAAUUUUUUUACAAAAUGUUCAAAAUAAUUUUAGUCUUGAGUUUUCUUCAAGGCUUUUUCUCAGUAUAUUGUAAGUGUCCAUCUCAAUGUUAUUGUAGACAUAUUAAACCACAAGCAGAAUGGCUGAAAGUAGUUUGUAAAGAUAAAAUAGAAGAUAUAAAAGAGAUUGAUUUUAAUUUAAUUAGUAUUGAAAUGAUACAUUUGUUUAAUAUAUUUAGAGCGAUUAACGGAAAUAAAAUAGAAAUAUUAAAAGAGGGUACUUUUCAUGGUUUGUCGUUAUUAAAAGAAUUAGAUGUUUCUGCAAAUCCAUGGAAUUGUGAUUGUAAUCUAUUUUGGUUUAGUUAUUGGAUACAAAAUAAUUCAAUAAAAUUAAGUCCACCACCAGAGUGUUAUUUUCCAUUAAGUUUAAAAGGAAAAUUAGUGAAGAAAUUACAAGACAUUAAAGCAUCUGAAUGUAAGUGGUCAACACCAACUAUUGAAAUUGUGCCUGAACAAAAUCAAGUUGUUUUUGCUGGUGAUACUAUAACUUUAAAAUGUCAUGCACCUAGCAUUACAAGUGAUAGAUUUGCUAGAUUAAGCUGGUUAUGGAAUUCAAAUAUUACUUCUGACAUUUUAGACCUUGAUUUAUAUGAUAAUCCACAAAAUAUUUUCAUUAAUGUUGAGAUUAAAAAUAAAUAUAUUGACAAUAGUGGUAUUAUUUCAAGUUCACUCAGUAUUAAUCCAGUUACAGAAGAGCACAAUGGACAGUGGAACUGCCUUUUAGUUUCAGCUUAUGGAAACAUAUCACGAGUAAUAAAUGUCAUUGUUAUAUCUAAUCACACUCAGUAUUGUCCUUUAACAGUGACAAGAAGUAAUAAAGGAGUAUAUGCUUGGCCACGAACUAUAGUCGGAUGGACAGUAGAAUUGCCUUGUGAGGGUAGUAGUUUACCUGUUAAUUUCAUUCAAUUUCUGCCAAGAGCGUCUUAUGAGUGCAAUAGUACUGGAUAUUGGCAGAAUUUAAAUACUAAGUCCUGUCCAUAUGUGUCAGCCACAACAAAAAUACUUGAGCAAUUUUCUACGGUUAAUAUGUCUUUAACAAAGUUAUCUCUUCCAAAAGGUUCUUUAUUAGAAACAAUAAAGAAAUUGAAAAAUAUUACUGGUGAAGGAGUUUCUUUGACUGAUCCCAUAGAAAUUAAUUUUGUGACUAAAAUUCUUGAAAAUUAUGUAAGUUAUUUAGUCGAAGAGAAAGAAUUAGGUACUAUGUUAAUUGAUGUAGUGAAUGUGCUCUUAAAUUUGCCGAAAUCAAUGUUAAAAGCUGCAGAAAUUAGCUAUGAGGUCUGCACAAGAAUAAUUAAAACUGUUGAACUUAUUGUGGAGACUACGCCAUCUAGUCAACUCAUACAAUUACAUAAGAAAAAUAUGGCUCUAGAAAAAUAUCGAGUGAAGGCUGAUAAUUUUGUGGGUCUGACUUGUACUUGGUAUAGUAAUUCCCAAAAUAUAUAUGUAAAGCUUUUGCAUUGUUCUAUGAGUAACAAAACUACAAUAGUUAAUACAAAUGCUGGUGAAACAAUGAUAGAAGCUUCUGUACAACUUCCUGCUUCACUUUUUCAAAAUAUAAAAAGCAGCACAUUAUAUCAUCAACUUAUGGUAUCAAUGUAUACUAAUAAUAAAUUAUUCCCUAAACUAAAUGAUAAAGACAAUAUAGAUGUGACUUCAAGCAUUGUUGGUAGUAAAAUAAUUGGAACAGUUGUUCAUAAUCUUACAGAACCUGUAUAUAUCAUGUUGAAAGCACCUUUGAUCCGCUAUGCUAGUAGCAAACCAAUACCAGUAGUAUGGAAUACAUCCUUAAAUAAUAAAACUGGAGGUUGGACUAGUGAUGGCUGCCACUUAUCAAAUUUUCUUAAUAAUUUAAUUAUCUUUCAUUGUGAUAGACUUGGUUAUUAUGGGUUAUUACAAGAUAAAUCAUUUGUUCAUAAAAAUGGUAGAAGUAUUACAGGUGCCAAAUUCAAGUACUCAAAUCCUGCAAUAUAUGCAGGAAGUUUUAUAUUGGUUGUAUGUUUAAUUUGCACUACAGUAACAUAUAUCUGUUGCUAUACAUCAAUAGCAAUGCCAAAAAAAGCAAAACAUUGUAUUAUUAAUACAUGGAUUAUUAUGGCUCUUCUAUGUUUUCUUUAUAGUUCUGGUAUACAACAGACUGAUAAUGUAGAAAUUUGUCGAGUGGUUGGCAUUGGUUUACAUUAUUUGUCAUUAUGUUGUUUAUUUUGGAUGACAGUUUCUGCAAGCAAUAUGUACAAACGCUUAUCAAAAUCAACAAUGGAUUCAAUGACAGAUGAUGAUGGGCUUCGUGAAAAACCAAUACGAAAGCCACUUUUUGGACUUUAUCUCGUCGGUUGGGGUAUAGCUUUGAUAAUAUGCGGCAUUUCAGGAGCAAUUAACUUACGUGAACAUGGGAACUACUCAUACUGUUUUUUUACUUCAACUCCAUCUCUCGCUGCUCUUUUUGUUCCCGCCACUGUACUUCUUAUAUAUUUGACAAUUUUACACAUGCUUAUACGAUGCUCGAUUAGAAAUGUUGAUCUUAAUGGACAACUGUCUGAAGGUACGCAAGCAACCGAGAAUGUUGAUCUUGAACUACUCGAGCCUAAUCCAAAUUUGGUCUGUGAUAGGAUCAGUUUACAUAGCUCACAGGCUGUGUCAUCCGAAGUCGAGGAUCAGGAACAUUCUCAGAUGACUCAAUUGAAAGGACUCAUCGUUGUUAUGAUACUUUACUUAAUAGCUUGGCUAUGCGCUGCUAUGACCACAGGAAAUAUUUUAUUCCUAUACAUGCCUUAUAAAGAAACAUUGUUUGCAAUAUUAUAUGCUAUAUCUGCAAGUUCAUUAGGGAUGUUCAUAUUAUUAUUUUAUGGAAUAGCACGAAGCGAUGUUAGAGCUCAAUGGUUGAACAUGGGAUGUUGGUUAAAACAGAAGAAUAGAUGUUGUAGAACAAGAAAUAUUUAUGACACUAAUCUCACUAUUCCUAUACAGCCACUAGUGUCAUUAACAGCUGCACAUCUUUCUAAUUCACAAGCUAUGCAAGUAAUUUCUGACUCUAUUUCUCUUGGGUCCUCACGAAAUACACAAAAAUCGCAAAGUAGCUGUAAUACAUUUAAACUAAUUUCCAACGAAUCAAACCAUUGUCAUGUUAGAUCAAAUUUCGUGGCCAACGCUGAUCUCGUAAUUCUACAUCGACAACAGUAUCGCUCUAAUAAUACUGCAACAACCUUCAACACAGAAUCCGUACCAGCUUCUGUCGAAAGAUUUUAUAAUCCGCAUCAGAGUGGUGUAGCUCGAAAAUUCUUUAAAAAACAGCGACGCGACAUGAUGAACAGUAAUUUUGCUUCGAGGAAACAAAAUGAUGGUGGUACAAUAAACGGUAACGAAAGAUGUAUUAGUAUACGAAAACGUUCGAUCAAGCUGGAUGGCAAUAUUGAAAGUAGUAUAUUAGGAAGUAGUGCCAAAGUUAACAAUACCAACAUACAUGUGGAAAUAAAUCCGGUGAACUAUGCUAAAAAUAUUAAUAUUUUAUCAGAUAUUGGUGAAAGUAUAUCUGAAGAUAGAAAUCUUUCCUUAAGAUAUGUUAUUGGGCAAGAAAAGUUGGGAAAGAAUAUUGGAAUCGUAAAUACUGAUGUUUCAAUUGUCCAAAAUGGUGCCUGUCGACCGAAAUAUCAGUUGAUGACGAACUAUGCAACAUGUAUAAGUCCCUAUAAAUCUGUUAAAGCCGAAAUGACAAUAGGAAUGGCAAAGAAGAUACGCAAUGCUUCACAGCGAUUCAAUUUGGAGUGCAAUUCUGAAAUCGAAUCGACAUCACAGUUAGUACGAAAACGUAGUGAACACAGUAUUUCACAGUUAAUAUUGUCAAAAUCCAUUAAUAUUUCUUGUACGAAAUUGAAUAUCGAUGAAACAAUAUCUAAGGAAAAAGAUCAGAAAAAUAUGAGAUUCGAUAAUUUAUGUAAUCGUUGCUCGGGAAGCUUGAGUUCACUUCCUUUAAAUCAGCGUUCAAUUAUUACCUUACGGAAUCGUUAUCGAAGUUCUUUUAAUGAUUUAACGUGUUUGGAAAACUUGCCAAUUACAUGUGAUCGAUUACAUCUCGAAAGGAUUCUUUUUGAGCCUAACUGCAUCAAUAGUUUGGAAAAGCAGAAUCCUAAAAUUCGACCCUUCUCUGUGACAACUUUAACAGCACCAACAUCGGAUAACAUAAUCAAUUUGGAAAAUAAAGUAUCCGGUAACGUGACAAAAGUUAUGAUAGCAGUCGUUAAAGAUGAUGAACCUAUGUUAGGUAACAUUGUAGAGCUCUACGAUUUAGAUCAGAGGAAUGAUGAGAAUAGUCUUCGCGAAUUUCAUAAGAAAUUACAUCAUACUAAAAGUAAGGAACACAGCCGAGAGAUGCCUGAUAACAACCACGAGCAUGAUAAGUUAACACAAACUAAGAUAAAUAUUAAGAAGGAAACGAGCGUAUAA
Ceratosolen solmsi marchali is the source of this 4499-nucleotide messenger RNA. It is a transcript of the gene Remo, whose product is annotated as Remoulade. The record is from RefSeq and is a predicted model, not a curated record. Lineage: Eukaryota; Metazoa; Arthropoda; Insecta; Hymenoptera; Agaonidae. Gene Ontology annotation, molecular function: G protein-coupled receptor activity. The coding region runs from base 39 to 4499 and encodes 1486 amino acids. Gene Ontology annotation, cellular component: plasma membrane. Gene Ontology annotation, biological process: cell surface receptor signaling pathway; G protein-coupled receptor signaling pathway. The transcript is spliced from 14 exons.